Molecule: messenger RNA, 2326 nt
Organism: Amborella trichopoda
Lineage: Eukaryota; Viridiplantae; Streptophyta; Magnoliopsida; Amborellales; Amborellaceae
Source: RefSeq, a predicted model, not a curated record
AUUCCAUUUCCUCAAAGCAAGUUCAAUUCUAUUUCCUCUUAAGCAUCCUCUCCCCUAGUGCGCAGGCCUGAGAAAAACCCUCUUCGAUCAAUUAACUCCUCUAAUAGUAAGCCCUCUAGGCUUUAACGAUACACAACCCAAAAUGCAUAGAGCUCUUUAUAUACACAAACCCAUGUUCAGUCCUGGCUGAUCUCUCUCAAGGUUCUCUAAUGGCUUCCUUUCGUCCAGCUUUAAGGACCCUUAGACCAAAGUUGCUGGUUUUACUUUCUGGGUCCUCUGUAUUUGGCCCCAUAUUUCAUGAUUUUGGAGGAAAUUCGAAGUUGGGUGGUCGUAUUUCAAACCAUUUUUAUUGCUCUCAAUCUCGCCAUUCUAGCAGAGAGACCGUUAUAGAUUUGAGCCAGUUCCCGCCUGAAAGAAUCAGGAACUUCUCGAUCAUUGCUCAUGUCGAUCAUGGGAAAUCGACUCUGGCCGAUAGGCUUUUGGAGCUCACUGGAACCAUCAAGAAAGGGCUUGGUCAGCCGCAAUACCUCGAUAAGUUGCAGGUGGAGAGAGAAAGAGGGAUCACAGUUAAAGCCCAAACAGCUACCAUGUUUCACAGGCAUAACCUCGAUUCAGAUAAACCUUCUCUAUCAGAAGCACCCAAUUUCUUACUUAACCUAAUUGAUACACCAGGCCAUGUGGAUUUCAGCUAUGAAGUGUCAAGGUCCCUUGCAGCUUGCCAAGGUGCACUUUUGGUAGUGGAUGCAGCUCAAGGGGUCCAAGCCCAAACCGUUGCCAACUUUUACCUUGCUUUUGAGUCCAACCUCACUAUAGUCCCUGUUAUAAACAAGAUUGAUCAGCCAACUGCUGAUCCAGAUCGUGUAAAAGCUCAAUUGAAAUCCUUGUUCGAUCUUGACCCAAAAGAUGCUCUUCUAACCAGUGCCAAGACUGGUCAAGGCCUUGAACAGGUUCUCCCUGCUGUUAUAGAGCGAAUACCUUCCCCUCCUGGAAUUACAGACUCCCCCCUACGAAUGCUUUUGUUGGAUUCUUACUAUGAUGAAUAUAAAGGAGUGAUUUGCCAUGUUGCAGUAGUUGAUGGUGCUCUUCGUAAGGGGGAUAAGAUUGCAUCAGCUGCUACUUCCCAGGUCUUUGAAUCUCUCAAUAGGUACACAUAUCAUAGUGAGUGCUUGCUUUCAUUUUAUCAUUGUCCUGUCCCAUGUGAAUUAUAUCUUACAGGUUUUAAGCCGGCAAAGCAUAUGGUGUUUGCUGGGAUCUAUCCUGCCGAUGGUUCUGAUUUUGAUGCCCUGAACCAUGCUAUUGAGAGAUUAACAUGCAAUGACGCGAGUGUUUCUGUUGCUAAGGAGAGCAGCACAGCACUUGGCCUAGGCUUCCGGUGUGGCUUCUUAGGAUUACUUCACAUGGAUGUCUUUCAUCAGAGGCUAGACCAAGAGUAUGGAGCCCGGGUUAUUUCUACUACCCCAACAGUGCCUUAUAUUUUUGAAUAUUCAGAUGGAAGCAAAGAAGAUGUGCAGAACCCUGCUGCAUUGUCUUCAAAUUCUGGAAAACGUAUAGUGGCAUGUUGGGAGCCAUCAGUAAUUGCUACGAUCAUUAUCCCUAGUGAAUAUGUAGGGCCUGUUAUUACCCUUUGCUCAGAAAGGAGAGGAGAACAACUGGAGUACUCAUUUAUCGAUAGUCAGCGAGCCUUCAUGAAAUAUCGGUUGCCACUGAGGGAGAUUGUUGUGGAUUUCUAUAAUGAGUUGAAGAGCAUAACAUCCGGUUAUGCCUCAUUUGACUACGAGGAUGGAGAGUAUCAAGUUUCAGAUCUAGUGAAGCUUGACAUACUUCUUAAUGGUCAAGCAGUUGAUGCUAUGGCCACCAUUGUUCAUAAACUGAAGGCACAAAGAAUUGGUCGGGAACUGGUGGAUAAGCUUAAGAAGUUCAUUGAUAGGCAAAUGUUUGAAAUAACCAUUCAGGCAGCUAUUGGAUCGAAGGUCAUUGCGAGGGAAACGCUUUCGGCUAUGAGGAAGAACGUGCUCGCGAAAUGUUAUGGAGGCGAUGUUACGAGAAAAAGGAAGCUUUUGGAAAAACAAAAGGAGGGAAAGAAGCGAAUGAAGCGAGUAGGUUCGGUUGACAUUCCACAGGAGGCAUUUCAUGAACUGCUCAAAGUCUCUUGAAUUGGUAACCCCAAUAUUGUGCUGUAAUAAUUGGAAAAAAUUAUGUGCUUUUCUUUGUGAGAACAAUAGCUUAAAUUUUUUUAUUUUCUUUUCUAAUAAUAGUCGGGAAUUUUGUUAAUUAUUGUAAAAGAAAAAUGGGUACUUGGUAUCUAAUGAAAAAUUUUGGAUUUUAA